Molecule: messenger RNA, 1782 nt
Organism: Triticum turgidum subsp. durum (durum wheat)
Lineage: Eukaryota; Viridiplantae; Streptophyta; Magnoliopsida; Poales; Poaceae
Source: the annotation of a GenBank genome assembly
AUGGCGUCGCCGGCCGCGGCCGCCUCCAGCCACGGCCACCACCUCCUCCUCCUCCUCAUCGCGCUUCUCUUACUCCCGCUUGCCGCGGCCGCCGCGCCGCACCGGCACCGCAUCCCGUCCCGCUACCUCGCCUCGCUCAACGCGUCGGCGCCACCAACCACCUUCUUCGAGGUGGACCGCCCGAUCCGCCCGCCGCUGGGCAGUAUAGGGCCCUGCUCCGCGCUGCUCCUGUCCCACUCCUUCGCCGAGACCUACGGCAGGCCCCCGGUCACCGCCGCCUACACGCCGCCCGAGUGCCUCGCCGCCGCGCGCGCCCGGGGCGCGUCGCUCGCGCUCGCGGUGCUCGAGUGGAGCGCCGACUGCCGCGGCCGCCAGUUCGACCGCAUCUUCGGCGUCUGGCUCUCGGGCGCCGAGAUCCUCCGCAGCUGCACCGCCGAGCCGCGCGCCACCGGCAUUGUCUGGUCCGUCUCCCGCGACGUCACCAGGUACGCAUCACUCCUCGCGGAGCCCGGCGAGGUCGCGGUGUACCUUGGCAAUCUCGUCGACAAGACCUACACGGGCGUCUACCACGUCAACCUCACGCUCCACCUCUACUUCCACCCUGCGCCGCCGCCUCUCACGCAGCACGCCGAUCUGAUUGUACCCAUCUCGAGAAGCUUGCCUCUGAACGACGGGCAGUGGUUCGCCGUCCAGAAUGCCACCGACGUGCAGUCCAAGAGCCUCUCCAUUCCGUCGAACACCUACAGGGCGGUCCUUGAGGUGUUCGUUUCGUUCCACUCCAGUGAUGAGUUCUGGUACACCAACCCUCCCAACGAGUACAUUGAGGCCAACAAUUUGUCCAGCGUCCCUGGCAAUGGCGCGUUUCGGGAGGUUAUUGUUAAAGUUGAUGACAAUGUCGUCGGUGCUGUUUGGCCGUUCACUGUCAUCUACACCGGCGGUGUCAACCCGCUUCUCUGGCGGCCAAUCACCGGCAUUGGCUCAUUCAAUCUACCUACCUAUGACAUUGAUAUCACGCCGUUCUUGGGCAAGCUCAUGGACGGCAAGGAGCACAAUUUUGGGUUUGCUGUGACCAAUGCAUUGGAUAUGUGGUACAUUGAUGCUAAUUUACAUCUGUGGUUGGAUCACAAGAGCAAGAAGACAGUUGGGAGCUUGAUCAGCUAUGAUGCAGCGUCGUCGGCAAAUGUGGACUCGGAGUUCAGCGGGCUGGACGGGCGGUUCGUGACGAGCGCAAGCCGGCAUGUCUCCGCCACCGGGUGGGUGGAAUCGUCGCACGGAAAGGUCAUGACAACUUUCUACCAGAGAUUCAGCUAUAGAAACAGCAAUGUGUAUAGCAAGAACGGCAGUGAGCAAGUGGUGAACCAAACGAUCGACGCCAAGUCAGGUGUUUCCACCACAAACGGCGCCGUGCUGCUCUCGGAAGAAGUUCACCAGGUCUUCCCACUCUAUCUUUUCUCUGGGACCUCAGACGAAGUGGGUGAUGAGUACUCGCUGGUUUCGGCUGUCGAGCUGGGCAUCAAUGAGAAGAGGGUCUCUGGUGCGGAGCAAGGCUUCUCCUACAGCUCUCUGCGGAAUGCGCAGUCGGCACGCGGUAGUAUGAGGGUGAAGGGGAAUUUGGUGACUUCCGGGUCCGGUGAGAACCAUCAGGUGUAUAAAUAUGUGGGUACCGAUGGAUGCUACUCCAGAGAUGUCAGCAGCAAGAACUACACUGUCGUUUUCGACCGCUCUGAUGACUCGUGCUUAAAGGGAUCACAAGUUAAAGGCUCCAGAUUCCCCUCCAGUUAG